Molecule: messenger RNA, 819 nt
Organism: Saccoglossus kowalevskii
Lineage: Eukaryota; Metazoa; Hemichordata; Enteropneusta; Harrimaniidae
Source: RefSeq, a predicted model, not a curated record
AUGGACUUGAAAAGUAAGAAAAACAAUUCCAGUAAAAAGAAACAUUUCUCUGUAGAAGAUGUCAGUGAUGAUGAUGUGAAAUGUAAAUUUUAUACUGGGCUUACUUGGUUGCAGUUACUUUGUUUGUGGGAUUUUUUGGGACGAGCAACAAACAAAUUGUCUUUAUGGAGCAGACCAAUGAAACAUAAUGAGAAAUCACCUGGUCCAAAACGGAAAUUUGAACCAAUAAACGAGUUGUUUUUAACCCUAGUUAGACUUCGUUUAGGAUUGCUACAUUCAGAUUUGGCUUAUCGUUUUCAAAUUAGUAAAGGCAAAGUCUCUAGUAUUGUGAUAACUUGGGUACAUGUUUCUUCAAUUCAGCACACAGAUUCAGAUUCAGAUUCAGAUUCUAUGUUCCCUUCACGAGAUAUUUUGAAGAAGUCUUUGCCAAAGUGUUUCAAAAAGUAUAAAAAUGUCAGGUCAAUCAUAGAUUGUACAGAGAUUUUUGUCCAAACAGCAACCAACUUUCAGCAACAAGGUAAUUUGUAUAGUAGUUAUAAAUCUCACCCAACGUUUAAAGCUUUAGUAGGGAUAGCUCCAAAUGGGGCAGUCACUUACCUGUCAGAUUUAUUUGAAGGUGCUGCGUCAGAUAGAAACAUAGUAAUUGAGUCAGGGUUUUUAGACAAAUUAGAACCAGGUGAUCUUAUUCUAGCUGACCGUGGCUUUACAAUUAGGAAUGUACUGUUUGAUAAGAAGGCUGACUUCUUCAUGGGCGUGACAGGUUUACUGUGCAGGAGGAGGCAGAAACAAAACAGAUUGCCAAAGUCAGAAUUCAUGUAG